This is a messenger RNA of Fraxinus pennsylvanica, 1230 nucleotides long. The record is from the annotation of a GenBank genome assembly. NCBI's taxonomy places the organism in Eukaryota, Viridiplantae, Streptophyta, Magnoliopsida, Lamiales, Oleaceae.
AUGGGUUGUACAUCGUCAAAGGAAAAAGUGUGCCGGAAUUGCCAGGGGUCUUAUUCUCCGGUGAGGCGGAGCCACUCAAUGCACGUGCACCACCUGCCUCAAGAUACAGGGGAUAGCUACCACUUGGUGUCUCUUACUUCCUCAACAUUAGGUUCUUUGAAGCUUGAUGAUCCAAUUAUUCAGAAUCGAAGUUCCAUAGAAGAAACUCCGGUUGCAAAUAAGGAAAUCGAUAAAGAAAAGGCGGUGAAAGAGGAGUUUGCAAUGGGGAUGAUUGAGGCCAAGACUUGGUCUAAGAUGAUCAAUGAGAAAAUCCCAAAAAUAGUUCCCAAAACGCCCAUUAGGACUCCUCCGGGCGAGCCAGAAUUGAUCAAUGCUUGGGAGUUAAUGGAGGGUCUUGAUGACAUUAGUCCUCUCAGGCCCUCGCAACAUCUUCGUAGCUUUUCCUUUCGUAUAUCUCGGAAUCCUAAUUUGUCCGUUCUUGACGAGCAACCAACGCCAAGAGUGAAAGAGAAUGGCGAAACGCCACCUAAGCCUUUGUGGCUCGAAAUGACCGCAGACACUGAUUCUGGUUCGAAUGAUACAUCUAUUCUUUCUAAAUUUGAUCCUGAAGUGAUUGCUUCUUUUAGAAAAGCACUCGAAGAGGAUCUCCCUCCGUCUAGUCCAAUUCAUCUCAAGCAAAUGGACAGUGAAAAGAUUGCGCCGUGUGGUCCUGGUACAGACAAGUUGAUAGUAUACUUCACAAGCCUAAGAGGGGUGAGGAAGACAUACGAGGAUUGUUGCCAUGUUAGAGUGAUCCUAAAAGGGUUAGGUGUUAAGGUCGAUGAGAGGGAUGUAUCGAUGCAUUCGGGGUUCAAGGAGGAAUUGAAAGACUUAUUGGGAGAAGGAUUCAAUGCCGGUGGCUUGCCGCGAGUUUUCUUGGGAAGAAAAUACAUAGGCGGAGCUGAGGAAAUACGCCGGUUGAAUGAGGACGGAAAGCUAGAGAAAAUUGUUGAAAGUUGUCAAUUGAUGGACGAUGGUGGCGGAGGUGGAGGAUACGGUGGCGGAGUUUGUGAAGCGUGUGGGGAUAUUAGAUUCGUGCCAUGUGAAACAUGUUUCGGGAGUUGUAAAAUCUAUUACGAUGAUGGUUAUGACGAUGAAGAAUACAAUGGAAGUGAGAAUGAAUACGGUUUUCAUCGGUGCCAGGAUUGUAAUGAAAAUGGACUUGUACGAUGUCCAAUAUGUUGUGAUUAA